AGAGUUACUUGGAGUGGUCUCCCCUACUUUAAUGUAACCGAACCAGCCUAGUAUGAUGGGAUAAGCCUCGGAAAAUGAUUUGAGCAUUUUACAAGAUCUAGUUACACUAUGAUUCUCGGGAUGAUUUCAUCAAAAUGCAGCAUUCGUGGAGCUGGGAAAAUCCUGAGGUCUCCACAAAUGAAAAGUUUAAAAGGGUGUAUGCCAUAUUUCACAUCGUUAAUUAACAAGACGUCAUUCCGGUCGAGACUUGAGAAGUAUGGUGGAGGCAGUGUGGAUCUCACCAAGCACGAGACCGAUGGCGUUGCUGUCAUCACUCUAAACAACCCGGAUAAGAAAAAUGCUUUAUCAGGAAAAAUGAUGCUUGAUUUCAGAAAUGUGAUCGAAGAAUUGGAAUCAUGGCAGAAAGGCAAGGGUGUUAUAUUGAUGGGGUCUCAGGGUACAUUUUGUUCUGGAGGGGAUUUGACAACUGUCCAGAACAUCCUCACCUCCGAACAGGGCUACCAGAUGGCUGACUUCAUGCACGAAACCUUGACACGGCUACAUCGCCUGCCAUUGGUCAGUAUGGCACUGGUUCAGGGUAACGCUAUAGGGGGAGGAGCAGAGCUGACGACAGCAUGUGACUUCCGGGUGAUGACAAACACGGCCCGUAUUGGGUUCGUACAGAUGAAGAUGGGUGUGUUGACUGGGUGGGGAGGAACGACGAGGCUUGUAAGACUGGUAGGUCGUUCGAAAGCCUUGGACAUAUUGUGCUCCUCUAGACUUCUCACCUCUCAAGAGUGUCUUCGACAAGGCUUAGCAGAUCACGUGAUCCCCUUACUACCACACAAAGAGGAGGAUGACGACAGCCUAGAGAUAGGCCGUGCCUGGCUGAGUCAGUAUUGUCGUGCGGAUGCUGAGCUAGUAAGGGACAUGAAGACUGUGGUGGUACAGGCCUGUGAGUUAGAUUAUACCUCUUCAUUAGAAAAGGAACGGACUGUGUUUAGUAGGACAUGGGGAGGACAUGCUCAGAAAAAGGCACUUGAUUUGAACAUUAAACAUUCCUAACAGAGAAUCCUAUUUAUACUGACUUUCCAACACCAUUUAGAAAUCAAUGAAACCUGUCUAAACUAGACUCCUUUAGAAUCAGGUACUUCUGUUCAAAACAGACUUUGCAAUAGUACCCUGGUAAGUUACAGAUUUAUUCAAGGUAAUUAAAUAUUACACAAUUCUGACCUGAACAGGAGGUUUAAUAGUAUUCUGUACUGGUCUUGUGAGACGUUGAUCACUCGGUAUACCCUUUACUUCCAUCAUCAAUAAAUUGAUCCAUCGGUAUAAAUUUACUUCAGUCAUCAAUAAAUUGAUCCAUCGGUAUAAAUUUACUUCAAUCAUCAAUACAUUGAUCCAUCGGUAUAAAUUUACUUCAGUCAUCCUAAUUCCAGUUUCAGUUCUAUGUGCUGUGAAUGCUUUUGAUGGACAUAGUUUUGUUUUGUUGUUAAGAGUAGGCACCUCAUAAUAACUUAAGCUGGCCUUCUUCAGUUGCGCAAUGUCAAUCGGUAGUGAUUACAGCGUAAUGUGGUGAGAUAAACCUUUAAUAUGUACCAAUACAUUUAUACAUUGUAUUUAUUUCACUGGAAGGUGACGAGGAUUGUCGCCUAUUUAUAGUAUUACCUUGUAUUACACAACUCGUCCUCUAUA
Molecule: messenger RNA, 1674 nt
Organism: Pecten maximus
Lineage: Eukaryota; Metazoa; Mollusca; Bivalvia; Pectinida; Pectinidae
Product: ethylmalonyl-CoA decarboxylase-like
Exons: 4
Coding region: 109-1044 (311 amino acids)
Biological process (GO): fatty acid beta-oxidation
Cellular component (GO): cytosol
Molecular function (GO): enoyl-CoA hydratase activity
Source: RefSeq, a predicted model, not a curated record